This is a messenger RNA of Pseudopodoces humilis (Tibetan ground-tit), 5217 nucleotides long. The record is from RefSeq and is a predicted model, not a curated record. Lineage: Eukaryota; Metazoa; Chordata; Aves; Passeriformes; Paridae.
AUGCUAAAAAGGAAACAGAGUUCCAGGGUGGAAGCCCAGCCAGUUACAGAUUUUGGUCCCGAUGAAUCUUUGUCAGACAAUGCAGAUAUUCUGUGGAUUAACAAACCUUGGGUGCACUCUUUACUACGAAUUUGUGCCAUCAUCAGUGUUAUUUCUGUGUGUAUGAACACUCCAAAAACCUUCGAGCAUUAUCCGCCUCUCCAGUAUGUGACAUUUGCUCUUGAUACUCUGUUGAUGUUUCUUUACACUGCAGAGAUGAUAGCAAAAAUGCAUAUCCGUGGGAUAGUUAAGGGUGAUAGCUCCUAUGUAAAGGAUCGUUGGUGUGUGUUUGAUGGCUUCAUGGUCUUUUGUCUUUGGGUGUCACUGGUUUUACAGGUGUUUGAAAUAGCUGAAAUAGUUGACCAAAUGUCACCUUGGGGCAUGUUACGGAUUCCACGACCGCUCAUUAUGAUUCGAGCAUUCCGAAUAUAUUUUCGUUUUGAGCUGCCAAGAACUAGGAUAACAAAUAUCCUGAAGCGUUCUGGAGAGCAAAUAUGGAGCGUUUCAAUUUUCCUUCUGUUCUUUCUUCUCCUGUAUGGGAUCCUGGGAGUGCAAAUGUUUGGAACUUUUACGUACCAUUGUGUGACUGAUGACACUCAGCCAGGAAAUGUAACCUGGAAUAAUUUAGCUAUCCCAGACACCCACUGUUCCAGAGAGCUAGAAGAAGGUUACCAGUGCCCGCCUGGAUUUAAAUGCAUGGACCUUGAAGAUCUGGGACUAAGCAGGCAAGAGCUGGGCUACAGUGGCUUUAAUGAGAUAGGCACAAGCAUAUUUACUGUUUAUGAAGCUGCUUCUCAGGAAGGCUGGGUGUUCCUUAUGUACCGAGCAAUUGACAGUUUUCCCCGAUGGCGUUCAUAUUUCUAUUUCAUCACCUUAAUUUUCUUUCUGGCCUGGCUUGUUAAGAAUGUUUUUAUUGCAGUCAUCAUUGAAACAUUUGCAGAAAUUAGAGUGCAGUUCCAGCAGAUGUGGGGAUCCAGGAGCAGUACUACUUCAACCGCCACCACCCAGAUGUUUCAUGAAGAUGCUGCUGGAGGUUGGCAGCUUGUGGCUGUUGAUGUGAAUAAACCCCAAGGCAGAGCUCCUGCAUGUCUACAGAAAAUGAUGAGGUCAUCUGUGUUUCAUAUGUUCAUACUAAGCAUGGUUGCUGUCGAUGUGAUUGUUGCUGCUAGCAACUACUAUAAAGGAGAAAAUUUCAAGAGACAAUAUGAUGAAUUUUACCUUGCUGAGGUUGCUUUUACAGUUCUGUUUGAUUUAGAAGCUCUUCUGAAGAUCUGGUGUUUGGGUUUCACAGGAUACAUCAGCUCAUCUCUUCACAAGUUUGAGUUGCUGCUUGUAAUCGGAACCACUCUCCAUAUUUAUCCAGACCUUUAUCACUCUCAAUUUACAUAUUUUCAGGUUCUUAGAGUAGUUCGGCUUAUAAAGAUUUCUCCGGCUUUGGAAGAUUUUGUGUAUAAGAUAUUUGGACCAGGAAAAAAACUUGGGAGUUUGGUAGUAUUUACUGCCAGCCUUUUGAUUGUAAUGUCAGCAAUCAGUUUACAGAUGUUUUGCUUUGUGGAAGAGCUGGAUAGAUUUACAACCUUUCCAAGGGCAUUCAUGUCAAUGUUUCAGAUUCUCACACAGGAGGGAUGGGUGGAUGUCAUGGAUCAGACACUGAAUGCUGUAGGGCAUAUGUGGGCACCAGUAGUUGCUAUUUAUUUUAUACUAUAUCAUCUUUUUGCUACUCUGAUUCUACUCAGCUUGUUUGUUGCUGUUAUUUUGGACAACCUGGAACUUGAUGAAGAUCUAAAAAAACUUAAACAACUAAAGCAAAGUGAAGCUAAUGCAGAUACAAAGGAGAAGCUUCCCUUGCGUCUACGCAUCUUUGAAAAAUUUCCAAACAGGCCACAAAUGGUGAAAAUCUCAAAGCUUCCUUCAGAUUUCACAGUUCCAAAAAUAAGGGAAAGUUUUAUGAAGCAGUUUAUUGAUCGCCAGCAACAAGACACCAGCUGUUUGCUGCGAAGGCUUCCUUCAGCAUCUUCUUCCUCAUGUGACCACUCUAAAAGAUCAGCAAUUGAAGAAAACAGAUAUAUUGAUCAAAAGCUCCGUAAAUCUGUUUUCAGCAUCAGAGCAAGAAACCUUCUGGAAAAAGAGACAGCAAUCAAUAAAAUUCUAAGGGCCUGCACUAGACAACGUAUGCUGAGCGGAUCAUUUGAAGGGCAGCCAGCAAAGGAAAGGUCAAUACUUAGUGUCCAGCAUCAUAUACGACAAGAACGCAGGUCACUGAGACAUGGUUCGAACAGCCAGCGAAUCAGCAGAGGAAAAUCUCUUGAAACAUUGACUCAAGAUCACUCCAACACAGUGAGAUACAGAAAUGCACAGAGGGAAGACAGUGAGAUAAAGAUGAUCCAAGAAAAAAAGGAACAAGCUGAAAUGAAAAGGAAAGUCCAGGAGGAGGAGCUGCGAGAGAAUCACCCAUAUUUUGAUAAACCCCUUUUCAUAGUUGGCCGUGAGCACAGAUUCAGGAACUUCUGCCGAGUGGUGGUACGGGCUCGCUUCAAUGCUUCUAAAACAGAUCCUGUUACUGGAGCUGUGAAAAAUACCAAAUACCAUCAGCUUUAUGACUUGCUGGGUUUGGUUACUUACCUGGACUGGGUCAUGAUCAUUGUUACAAUAUGCUCCUGCAUUUCCAUGAUGUUCGAAUCCCCUUUUAGAAGAGUUAUGCAUGCUCCAACGCUCCAGAUUGCUGAAUAUGUUUUUGUAAUAUUCAUGAGCAUUGAGCUUAAUCUGAAGAUUAUGGCAGAUGGCUUGUUCUUUACACCAACAGCUGUCAUUAGGGACUUUGGAGGAGUUAUGGACAUAUUUAUAUAUCUUGUGAGUUUGAUAUUCCUCUGCUGGAUGCCUCAGAACGUCCCUGCCAAAUCCGGAGCUCAGCUCUUAAUGGUGCUCCGCUGCCUCCGACCUCUUCGAAUUUUCAAACUGGUCCCUCAGAUGAGGAAAGUGGUGCGAGAGCUGUUUAGUGGCUUUAAGGAAAUCUUUUUGGUUUCUAUUCUUCUGCUGACAUUAAUGCUUGUUUUCGCAAGCUUUGGAGUGCAGCUAUUUGCUGGAAAACUGGCUAAAUGCAAUGACCCUCACAUAAUCUCUAGGGAAGAUUGUCAUGGCAUCUUCAGAAUAAAUGUAAGUGUUUCCAAAAAUCUCAAUUUAAAGUUAAGACCUGGAGAGAAAAAGCCUGGAUUUUGGGUGCCACGAGUCUGGGCAAAUCCUCGGAAUUUUAAUUUUGACAAUGUGGGCAAUGCAAUGCUGGCACUAUUUGAAGUUCUGUCAUUAAAAGGCUGGGUGGAAGUCAGAGAUGUUAUUAUUCAUCGUGUUGGGCCGAUCCAUGGAAUCUACAUCCAUGUUUUUGUAUUCCUUGGCUGCAUGAUUGGAUUGACCCUUUUUGUUGGAGUUGUCAUCGCCAAUUUUAAUGAAAACAAGGGGACAGCUUUGCUGACUGUAGAUCAGAGACGAUGGGAAGAUCUGAAAAGCAGACUGAAGAUAGCACAACCUCUUCAUCUCCCACCUCGUCCGGAUAACGAUGGCUUUAGAGCGAAGAUGUAUGAUAUAACUCAGCAUCCAUUUUUUAAGAGGACUAUUGCUGUACUAGUUCUGGCCCAGUCUGUGUUGUUAUCAGUUAAGUGGGAUGCUGCAGAUCCAGUGACGGUGCCUUUAGCAACAAUGUCUGUUGUUUUCACCUUCAUUUUUGUCCUUGAGGUCACAAUGAAGAUUAUUGCCAUGUCACCUUCUGGCUUCUGGCAAAGCAGAAGAAAUCGGUAUGAUCUCUUGGUGACAUCUCUUGGAGUUAUAUGGGUCAUACUUCACUUUGCCUUACUGAAUGCAUACACAUACAUGAUGGGGGCAUGUGUAAUUGUCUUCAGGUUUUUCUCCAUUUGUGGGAAGCAUGUAACACUAAAAAUGCUUCUCCUGACUGUGGUUGUCAGCAUGUACAAAAGUUUCUUCAUCAUAGUGGGAAUGUUCUUACUGCUUCUUUGUUAUGCUUUCGCUGGAGUGGUGUUAUUUGGUACAGUGAAAUAUGGAGAGAACAUUAACAGACAUGCAAAUUUUUCAUCAGCUGGCAAGGCUAUUACUGUACUCUUCAGAAUAGUUACUGGAGAAGACUGGAACAAAAUUAUGCAUGAUUGCAUGGUUCAGCCUCCAUUUUGUACACCGGAUAACAGCACCUACUGGAAAACAGACUGUGGAAAUUAUGCUGGUGCUCUAAUGUAUUUCUGUUCUUUCUAUGUCAUCAUUGCAUACAUCAUGCUAAAUUUGCUUGUUGCUAUCAUUGUGGAGAAUUUCUCAUUGUUUUACUCAACUGAAGAAGAUCAGCUUUUAAGUUAUAAUGAUCUAAGGCAUUUUCAAAUUAUAUGGAACAUGGUUGAUGACAAAAGAGAGGGUGUAAUCCCUACCUUCCGAGUGAAAUUCCUGCUGAGGCUUCUGCGAGGCAGGCUGGAGGUGGAUCUUGACAAGGACAAGCUGCUGUUCAAGCACAUGUGUUAUGAAAUGGAGCGUCUCCAUAAUGGUGGUGAUGUCACUUUUCAUGACGUGCUCAGCAUGCUUUCAUACAGGUCUGUUGAUAUCAGAAAAAGUCUUCAGCUGGAGGAGCUGCUUGCUAGGGAACAACUGGAAUAUACCAUAGAAGAGGAGGUGGCCAAACAGACCAUACGAAUGUGGCUGAAAAAGUGCUUAAAGCGAAUCAGAGCAAAACAGCAGCAGUCAUGCAGCAUUAUCCACAGCCUACGAGAGAGCCAACAGCAGGAGUUGAGCCGAUUUCUGAAUCCUCCCAGCAUUGAGACAACACAGCCAAGUGAAGAUAUGAAUGCUAUUAAUCAAGAUAACAGUGCACAGCCAGAGACAAGUAGCCAGCAGCAGCUGCUUAGCCCGACACUUUCUGACAGAGGUGGCUAUAGACAAGACACUGGAGAUGCUGGGAAACCUCAGCGGAAAUUUGGACAAUGGCGCUUGCCAUCAGCCCCCAAACCAAUAAGCCAUUCAGUGUCUUCAGUCAACCUCCGUUUUGGUGGACGUUCAACUAUGAAAUCUGUUGCAUGCAAAAUUAAUCCAAUGUCUGAUGCUGCUUCCUGUGGAUCAGAAGUCAAGAAAUGGUGGACAAGACAAUUAACUGUGGAGAGUGAUGAGAGUGGAGAGGACCUUCUUGAUAUCUGA